AUGUCUCCAACCACCAACCGUUCCUUCUGGCAAGACAAAGCCGGCGUCCCAGGCACCAUCCGCGAGACCGCUAUCCCUUCCACCUUCUCUGAGGAUGAAGUACUUGUAAAAGUUCGCGCCUGGGGUUUAAACCCCGUCGACGCCUUUAUCCAGAACCACCCCCUUCCGUUUUUCAAGUACCCCCUGAUCCCAGGCCAGGAUAUCGCCGGAACCAUCGAGCGCGUGGGCUUAGGAUCCAACUCUCGGCGAUUCAAAGACUACGUGGUGCUAGAUCCCGCCCUAGCUGUUAAGAUCCCAGACUCACUAUCCUUCGCCGAAGCAGCCGUGUUCCCGCUCUGCUUGGCUACGGCCGGCCACGCGCUCUUCGGACCCAAGUAUCCGCUCUUCUCUUCCCCCUCCAAGGCUUCCGGCGCCCCGAGAACCGGGAAAUCGGUCCUGAUCUGGGGCGGCGCUUCCGGCGUCGGCAGCAACGCGAUACAGUUAGCGAAAGCAGCCGGAUUCAACGUUCUCGCUACAUGCUCGCCGCGGAACUUUGAAUAUGUGCUUGGUCUGGGCGCGGAUAUGGUGUUUGACUAUAACAGUGCGACGGUCAUCGACGACAUAGUGGCUGAACUCGAUAAAAGUAGUUGCGCGGGGAUCUUCCAAGCCGCGGGAAUGACCGGCGAUGCCAUUGCGCCGUGCUGCCAGAUCUCGCACCGCUUGCGGCAGAAGCCAUUCGUCGCGUGCGCCAACGUUAUUCCGGAGGGGGCGGUGCCGGAGGGUGUUGAAGCGAAGUUUGUAUUUGGCGGGGAGGAUGGGAGGGGCAUGUAUUAUGAUACUAGCUCUCAGCUUUUCGGUGGGUUUCUGGAGGAGGCGCUGGGACUGGGAACGUAUAAGGUUGCGCCUACGCCGGAGGUGGUGGCUACUAAGGGGUUGGAAGGGAUUCAGGAGGGGUUGGAUGUUGUGAGGAAGGGCGUUUCGGCGAAGAAGAUUGUUGUUUUGGCGGGAGGCUUGUAG
Molecule: messenger RNA, 996 nt
Organism: Daldinia childiae
Lineage: Eukaryota; Fungi; Ascomycota; Sordariomycetes; Xylariales; Hypoxylaceae
Product: Zinc-binding alcohol dehydrogenase domain-containing protein cipB
Exons: 2
Coding region: 1-996 (331 amino acids)
Molecular function (GO): oxidoreductase activity, acting on NAD(P)H
Source: RefSeq, a predicted model, not a curated record